ACAGUCAAGAACGUUUAAGCGUACCAGCGUCAGAGUCAUCGUCGUCGUCACCCUAAUAAAGUUUCUUUCAGUACGGUACGAUUCGGUACGAAUACACCACGACCCACCUACGAUACGCUACGAUACAAUACCAAACGACCCUCACUACCUACCCUCACUAUCGUCACGACUGACAUCAUUUUAUUAUUUCUUCCUUUGAUUUUCUCCAUCUUCACCUUUCUUUUUCCUAAGGCGACUUAUCCGAAUUAAUCCCACAUGUCUUCAAUCGCCUUGCCCUCGAACUUUCGCCCGCAUCUCCCUUCUCCAACACAAACCACUUUUACCACUUCGUACCCUUUGCGCCAUACUACGAGUUUAGACAAAUUACAGGAUCAUCUACUCGUUCACGGUACUCACCUGUAUAAGGGUGGUCUUCGAACGCCGCCCACCGAAAACAUGAGCGCAACUAUCCACCAACCCGUGUUAUCCAACACGUAUAACAGCCAUGUCGCUCUCGCGAGACAACCGAAUACUCUGAUGCAGACUGGUCGAACUGGCGGUGCACACUCUGGCACUAUGACGAAUUCUUAUCCUACCACGCAUACACUCCAACAAGCGCAAUAUCAACAGCAGCCGCAAUUCACCCAAGCAGCUGUACCUCAACCAGUCAUAUCCCAACCAGUAUACCCCUGUUCGCAGCAUUCACAACACUCGCAGCUGUCUCAACAAUCGACUAAACCAACGACUAGAUCGACGACGCCUGCCUCUACGGGUUCUCUAAGCGUGUAUUCGGAGGGUACGAUCUCUAGAAGGGAUUCGGCCAUGGUAACACAUUGCAUGCAACUCCCUUCGUGUAUUAGCCCAAAUGGUGGGAAUUUGGAUGACUUUGCAGCACUGAUGACCUGCUUUUUCUGGUUCGAGACCAUGGAUACGAUCAACGCUGCAGAGCAAAUCAAGCAGCGUUCGCCCACUGACCCGAUCCCCCCGUUAUCCCAGUAUACCGAGCCGUGUCCUGUGUACAAGCAGUGGGUGAAUAAGAUUCUCUCCACAACUCAGGUUACGCAGAAUGUCAUAUUACUGGCACUGCUGUUUGUUUACCGGCUGAAGAAGGUGAACCCAAAGGUAAACGGAAGUCCGGGUAGCGAGUAUCGACUGUUAACUGUAGCCCUUAUGUUGGGCAACAAAUACCUGGACGAUAACACGUAUACCAACCACACAUGGGCGGAGGUUUCCUCGAUUUCGGUGAAAGAGAUACACAUAAUGGAGGUCGAAUUUUUGAGUAACAUGCGAUACGGCCUCUUGACGUCAAAGGAAGAAUGGGAUGAGUGGCUCCAGAAGCUUGCCUGUUUCCACGAAUAUUACGAAAGGGCGAAGAUUGAGGAGCAACGUCGGAAUGCUCCGCCUCCCAUGCCGAUGACUGUGCCAUCCCCGAAUCACGGAAGAUUCACAUCUCCGUUACCAUCACCCACUAGUAUUCUGCCUUCGACCGGACAGGGCGCGCAGAUGUCGCUUGCAGCUGCUUACUCCCCCAAUUCGGCCAUUCAGAACCAAGCUUGGAGUAGUUACCAUCGUGCUCCGUCGGUCUCUCCUCUCGCGUCCAAGCCGAGUCUUGGUCAUCCCAUGGUGCGCAAGAGAAGUUUAGAGAGCCCUGAUGGGCUCGAACAUGCGCCGAAGAGAGUUAGCCGCCAGGUCCCUGCCGCGAUGAUGCCGUCGACCCGACCAACCCAAGGAAGCGCCGAAACGGUUCGUCUACCUGUGCCACAUCUUACACUUGAUACUAGCCAAGCGGUUACUCCGUUUACGUAUCCUCCGGCCCAUUACCCCCAGCCGGCAGUGUCGUUGCCCCCAAUCGGAUCAGGCGUGAGGGCGAUGUCGACCGUGUACCCUACUGCCACGACUAGUUGGGCGCCUCAAAGUUCCAUGGUCGCUACCUGCGGACCGCAGACGCCAUCUUACGUUCUGCCGCCCAGCUACGGCACGCCGACCAAGCGACAAAGUCCCACGAGUUUGACUCCUUUUGGCUCAUCCCCAUUGGCUGAGGCGUAUGGAGCCCAUACCCCAGUCUCCAACUCACCAUUGGUUUACCUACAACAGCGGGCGAGUCCUUAUAAACCGGUCCGCCGUGUAAACCACCUACUUAAUCCGCCCCCGUCCAUGCCCCUUUCUCAGUACCACCUAGGAUCGAACCAGAUGCAUUACCAGCCUCUUGGUCGACGGAAUGACCUACGUUCAGGCAUCGUUCCGGAAUUCCUUCCCGCAUAUCCUCCGAACCAUCGAUCGCCAACGAAUCACCCAUACUAGUUUUCCCUACUGUACUCAACAAAGUCCUAGCACUCUAGGAUAUUCGCGCAACCGCCGUAUUUUCUUAGUCUUCUGUCGAAACAUUUGCAUUGGCAUCGGCGUUUGGAGGCAGCAUAAAGUCGAUACGAACUCGACACCUCACGGACACAAGGAUCGUUCUUCAUUUUUUUAUUCCCAACACGAUUGCAUUAUACACGGCGUUAAGUAAUUGCAGGUGAAGGCGUCUCAUGGCAUUUGAGGACCGAUUAUUCGCACAGGGUGGUGAUAUGUUCACUGCAAUUAUGUACUUUGGCUGGGCAUAUGGUAAAAACAGUUCGCGUGUCUAGGACUGGGGUGGUUGGGAGAGGCCCAGAUCUAGUCGACGAACUUGCACACGGACGAGUAGCUAUUCCGAGCUAAUACUCGCCGCGUUUAUGUAAAUAAAGGGUUUGCCAUCAAUAGAAGCAUCCCGAAAACAACAAACGAAAACCUGAAAUUUCUGGAAUCACAUUGCGUCUUUGUGAAUGUGCGUAUAGUAUGUUAUAUUUCGCGAUGAUGUCACAUGGACCCUGGAUCUCCAAAUUCUUUGCGUUCAAUGCGGGGAACUGAGAUGGGGUAAUUCCCCAAUGAGGGGAACAAAGUUAUGAUUACGUUAUUUGAUUGGCUUGCUCCGGCUUAUCGGAGAAAUUAUUUUGCGGGGUUUGGAGAUUUGGCAGCGCAACAUGACGUCCAAUAGAUAUAUCAUACCAACA
Molecule: messenger RNA, 3011 nt
Organism: Annulohypoxylon truncatum
Lineage: Eukaryota; Fungi; Ascomycota; Sordariomycetes; Xylariales; Hypoxylaceae
Exons: 3
Coding region: 256-2280 (674 amino acids)
Biological process (GO): regulation of cyclin-dependent protein serine/threonine kinase activity
Cellular component (GO): cyclin-dependent protein kinase holoenzyme complex; nucleus
Molecular function (GO): cyclin-dependent protein serine/threonine kinase regulator activity; protein kinase binding
Source: RefSeq, a predicted model, not a curated record